Messenger RNA from Pocillopora meandrina, 5921 nucleotides. NCBI's taxonomy places the organism in Eukaryota, Metazoa, Cnidaria, Anthozoa, Scleractinia, Pocilloporidae. The record is from the annotation of a GenBank genome assembly.
GGAAGUUCAAGAUGGCGGACGUUGAUGCACGGGUAUCUUCAGUAAGUUUUCAAUACCGUUUUUCGUCGCUUGAUUUAUCGGUAUGAUUAUCAAGUAUCUAUAAGAGUAGCCAGUUUUGGAUAAUGUCUGCCAAUCCACGGCCUCUUCGUCUUCCUCCUAUGCCAAAAGUGGCUGACCUCCUUCGUGUGUAUGGGCUGUCUGCGAAGAAGCAACUUAGCCAAAAUUUCAUUCUUGAUCUGAACAUUACAGGUAAUGCCAACGGUGUUAAUGUGUGUUAAGGGGAAGUGGCAUGGGGGUUGGAAAGAGCAGGGGGGGGGGAGAGAGGACUGAUUAUUUGAAAGACAUCAACCAUUAACUGUGAAAGUAUCAUGGAACUUUAAUUUUCAGAGGUUUGGCUUGCUCGUUUAAUCGAUUAGCUCUAAGAUAACAUGGGUAAGAUAGCUGAAUCAUCAGUUGAUUACAAAAUAAAGUUGCUGGUUGGAUUUCAGUUCCCCUGCUGAUGAUUAGAAUCUUAAUUUGUCUCAUGUUGGUAACAUGUUCUUUAAAACAUCUUUCUUUAUGGUAUACUGUUCUUGCUGGAAACAUGAAGAUUUCUCAUUAGACUACAUGCAUACUGUGCUUUUUAUAAACAGAUAAGAUUGCAAAAGUUGCAGAUGUGUUUGAUUGCCAUGUUUGUGAAGUAGGAGCAGGGCCAGGAUCACUUACGAGGUCCUUGCUACAUGCUGGAGCCAAACAUGUUGCUGCUGUGGAAAUUGACAGGAGAUUUCUUCCCUCUUUAGAAGUAUGCAAUAGGCCUUUUUCCAAAUUACCUUUGGCGUCUUUUUCAAAAUGAGGCCUGGUGCUCAACCAUUCCUAUGAAAAUGAGAUAAAUUUGCAUGUGAAUGAAAACUUAUAAUCAUAUUGGAAGGAUGAGCACUGGGAUUUGUUUUGAAAAAGAGGCUAAUAAUGAUUUGGAAAUGGGCUAUUUGACUUGUCCAUUGUCAUUUUAGCUGACGUGGCAGAGGAAAGUGAAGAAUCUUAGCCUUUAACUCCCAUGAGUGUUCAAGACAGAAUUUCUCCUUACAAUAUCAAUGCAAUACCAAACAGACAAGAAUGAGAAUAACAUUAUCAAGAAGGGGAUUAUUAUUUGAUCUAGUACCAAAUUCUUUGAACUAACACCACAAGAAUUGUAUGGCAGAUGGUAAGGAGAAUUACUAAUGAGAUCUUGGGAGUUAAAGGGUUAAGGUUUGAUUUUAUCCUCACCCUCAGCACCUUGCCAGUGAAGAGAGACAGAGAAGAGGCAAUUUUAGAUAACUAGACCUGACUAAGAUUUUGUUUGUUGAAAUCUGAGUGAAUUGCACAAAUACCCAGAGAAGAGACCUUUUCUCCACCAUCAAAACACACAAUCGAUAGUUACACUCAGUGUUCUCCCCUAUUUUAAGCAUGACAAGUAAAAUAGGGAUCCUUCUACCUGUUGAAUUUUCAAGAAUUCCAAGCAAUUUUAAAUGGUAAUAAGAGGUACUACAGGUUACUGUCUGAAAAGGAGAACACUGUACGCUUGAGCUAAAACCAUUUAAAAAAGGUGAAAACUUUUUGUGAACAGUUUGUUCACUUUUUACCUUGAGAAGGAUAAAGUGAGUAAUAUUUCUUAUCAUUGUAGAUUGUAAUGGUAUUAAUGAGGGGUGUUGGCUGUUCAAAUGCUUAGAAAAUUGUUUUUGGCUAUGCCAUGAGCCCAAUCACUUUCAUUCUGUGUUUGAGAGUCAUCUAGCCACUGGAAUAUUCAUAUUGAUUGGUUCAUUAUCCUAAAGUAAAACUUAGAAGAGGCUUGCUCUUGAAAUACAUAUCCAUACGUCAUUAAGCUUGUGGUUCAAAUCUACUAAUGGUUAAAAAUGUUCAAAUCAGUUUAUGUGUGUAAAAAAUAGAUACAAGGUAAACCUUUGCACCAUGACACAUAUAAUGUAAGAACAUGAAUGCUAGAUAACAUGUCAUGUUCAGAUAGUAUUUUGUCAUUAUUACACUGCAUCAAGUUAAAUUUAAUUUUUUUGUUAAGUUAACUGGUGUCUUAUUCUCUGACUGCUGUAUCAUCAUUAGAUGCUUGAAAGUGCCAGCAGAGGAAGACUGUCAAUACAUCAUGCAGACAUCAUGAAGUUUUACAUGCCAGAUGCUCUACCAAAAGCUGAUGCUGUGCAUUGGCACACAGGUAGUUUGUUAAGAGUUGAAAUUCAUGCAUAUUGCCAAAUACAUUAAGUUUCCUUAAUAUGAUCAUCUUGAUGAGAGUGGUCCAGUUAAAAAAAUUGUAGGUUGUGAGCGGAGCUGAUGCAUUGAUAAUCCAGUCAGGAGCCAUCUUCUCUUUACCCUGAUGAUUUUGGUUCAGGUUUACAAAACUUCAGUUUGUGUCAGCAAUAACUGUCAAAUAUAAUACAUUUUUAGGCCAAAAGGAGGACAACAUGGAAUACAAUUUUGUAAGUUCUCAAGAAAAGGGGUGUUUUAUAUUUUAACAUGAAACACACAAGGAAACAAAUGUAACUUCUGUUCCAUAAAUAAAGUAAACCCUUUAUACCCUAACAUCAGUUGCAUUUUCUCCUUACUUUUCUCUAUAUCUUUCUGAUGUUGCUGAGAAGGAGAACUGUUUUGACAAUCAAGAGCUUUUUUAUUUGGUGAUCAUUUUCUUAUUUUUUGUGACCUUUAUGUGUGAUUCUGAGAUGAUAGUGUAAGGAUGAAUUAGAUGCUAGUCACUCUUAGGGAUCAAAUGGUUUUUAAAAACCUAACAAAGUAAAGUGUGAUAAGGAAAGAUUUGAAACCCUGGGGUAAAAGUAUUGCUAAGUUUUUUGUUUGUUUGAUUUUGUUAAUUUUCAGAAGUUCCAGGUGUUCGUAUGGUGGGAAAUCUUCCAUUCAACGUAUCUAUUCCUCUUCUUCUGCAAUGGCUUGAAGCAAUUCCACAGAGAGCUGGACCAUUCACUUUUGGUAGAACACCAAUGGCACUUGUGUUUCAGAAAGAAGUGGCAGAGGUAGGCAUGUGGUAGUAUGUCAUCAGAAAUUGAUGAAUUGAAGAUAACAUGUGAUGGUGUAGUCUGAUUGUGCAGGUGAUUGUAGACCUGAGAAGGACUGUUGUUGAUAGUAGUGACUAGUAGUCCUCAGGUUCCAACUAUUUACUUUAUGAAGAUAGCUUAUCUUUGUUGGAACAUGUUUUGCAAACUAAUGGAUAAAAUGGUUUUUUUCUUUGGCAACUGUUGAAUAUGACCUUGAUUUUGUCCUGGGAUUUUUAAAUGUGCAUCUUAACUGAGUGACUCAUAUGAGAAUUUCAAUAAAAGUGCCUGCUGGGUCACCAGGAUAGUCAACUGGAGCCAAGUGGCCCACCUAGCCACAGCUUAUCCCAGUUUCCUCAGCAUGACUGAGAGUAUCACUACUCCCCCCCUGGAUGGGAUGCCAGUCCAUCACAAGGUUACCCCCCAGCAUUUCACUUGUCUUCCCAAAUAAUUCACUGGUAUCCAUUUAUACUCCCGGGGGUUGGGGGGGGGGGGGGGGGGAAGAAGCACUGUAAGAGUGUGAAGUAUCUUGCCCAAGAACACAACACAUUGACCUGGCCAGGUCUCCCAGAGUUUCUCAGGGAGUUGUUCUUCACAAAUGCCACAUCUGGACCUCUCCACCCAGAGGUAAUUUGCAAUAUCUUUGCUUCUCCCAAAUAAUAAUAAAUCAUAAUUUAGGUAAUUUUUUUCCUUCUUUAGAAUAUCCAAGCUCCUCCUGGAGAUAAGGAAUGCACACGCCUUUCCAUUAUGACACAGUAUCUGUGUGAAGUCAACAAGAAAUACUUGAUACCGCGCAAAAUAUUUGUACCAGAACCAAAGGUAUGUAGAAUGUACUUUAAAUUAUUACAUCAGGACGUGUAGUGGGAGGUAAAGGUAACGGUAAUGAAGUGGCAGCUGGCUUGUUUCAUCAUGAGUCACAAAACAGGAACAAGGAAAAUGUAGUGUUUUUUUUCUCUACUGAUUAAGAGUCAGCACAAGAACCGUUUCUUAAUUUCUCUUCAUUAAAAUAAUUGCAUCUGUCUUUUGAAAGCUUUUGAGAUACACAGAACGCUUUGUAGCAUAGAAAAGCACUAUUUUAAACAUACGCCCAGGUAAAAACACCUCACUUUAAAGUGUUUUUUUUCUAGGAAUGUAAAGAAAUGAUAGAUUUUCAAUCGUGGUUGUCAUUUUGAAGGAGGAUCUGUUGUGUUCAUAUUUCCUUUUAGGUUGAUGCCAUGUUGUUACAUUUUGUACCACGAGUCACACCCCUUAUUGAAGCUCCUUUCGUUGUUGUGGAGCAAGUAGUGAAAGCAAUAUUCUCAGAAAGACGGAAAACCAUCAGAAAUUCGUUACGGUAAUAUAGAGCACAAUUAAUACUCAUUUUGUAAUUCAUUUGACGGUAUAUGACAAGUAAGUGUACAUGAAACCAAACGUUGUUUAGGAAGGAGAACGAAGAGAAUCAAGUGUAGAGUACAGAUCGAUCUAGAUUUUAAGACUGUAUCAGUCUUUAGCCCUUUAAAUCCAAGAAGUGAUUGACACGUAACUUCUCCAUGCACAUUCCAUACAUGAUCCAGCAAACAGGUAAUGAGAAUACUCAAAUUUAUCAUGUUGAAGUUUCUGUUUUGAUCUAACACCAAAUUCUUGUGACUAAUUUACAAGGAAAUGCGUCGUAGCUGUAGGGGAAAAUUAACAAUCAGAUCUUGGGUGUUAAAGGCUUAAUUAAUCUCUUGAAGGAUUUCAAUUGAGUGUUAAAAGUAAUGCAGGACUGCUCUGGUGUGGUUUUUCUUCACUCCAUGAUGGGUUCAGAAAAAUUCGCGCCAUUUUAUUCAAAAGCUGAUGUUUGGAUCGUUUGACAUUCGUUUUAAUUCUGAAGACAUAUUUCUCUUUGCUAUACCCACUUUCUCCCUUUGACACGAUACAUUUACUAACAUAAAAAAACCUUUGUUGUAUUCCUUAGAACACUGUUCCACACAAAGCCAGAAUUAUCGGACGAGCUAUUAGAGAGGACAGGGAUUGAUCCCACUCUACGGCCUAACCAAGUUAACUUCGAGGAUUAUGAGAAAAUUUGUCGCUCGUUUCUAGAAGUAUCACGUGAACAUGACAUGCCAAUCACGCCUCUUAGAGUACGCAAGCCUGUUGCUGUGGCAACGAGGAAACUUACUGGCGUGGAUACUCACACCAGUUAUCAAAUCACUCAGUAAUAUAGGCCUUACUUCAGCGGAUAAGGAGAAUCGUCAUGGUGUUGUAGCGUGACAGUAUGGCCUUUCGAUCUGUCAUGCCACUCUAGCCAAUAUAAUUUCACGAUCCCGUUCUUAUUUAGGAAACACAGAUAUUGUCAAGCUUAAGAUAACAAGCGUAACACGUUCCAUCUCUGGCAUACAAUUUUUAGGCCUGCGAUGAGAUUAUUAUGAUGGUUAUGUCGAGUCGGCAACCGCGGAAAAAAAAUGGAUUGCGUCUUGUAUCACUUUUUAGUUUCUUUGCAAUCACUUUUCAGCGGACUAUUCGUCGGAAUAACAAUUGGGGUUAAUUCUCAAUUCUACCUUACAGGGAAUGACUAAUUUGCAAUGUAGAGGGUAGAACCAGAGAAAGACAAUUAUAAAUCACAGGUGGCUGUCUGUGUAUUCAGCGUAAUUAUCGGUUUGAUAAAGCCAUAUCGAAAGCGAAUGGUAAUAUCGAAAACGUUUUGGUUAUUCUGAAAAUGAACUGGCUCUAACUUGAAGAUUAGAUGGAGAGAGUUUGAAUACUCUGUAAAUUCAAGUUAGUUUGAGAGAGCGCAAAGAUCACAAAUAUGGUGUUUAGGCCGUAGCUGGAUUUCCCCCUCGUUCGGUGGACUUCCCCCCUCAGACUUGGAUCUUUCGUUAACAAUUGCCCUAGCAAAAUCAGUCUAACUACAUGUGUAGGGCCCAUGGCGGUUCAAUGCCUUUGAAUAAAAUCAAG